AGAUCUCCACAGCAAAAAGUCAAUAACUAGAUUUUUUGGGAUAUGAAAUAAUACAGCUAGCUAGAAACAUACACACAUAUUUGGCCUCCUCUCAGCAACUAGUUUUUGGUUCAGCUUUCCACAAACCCCAUAUGUCUGGGUUUUCUUCUGAUCAGGCACUUGUCAAUUUUUUAAGUGUGGCUUCUUCUGCAUUUAAUGCUGUUUCAGUGAGUUCCUUGGAAGUGGACAAGCCAAGUUUUGAUCUUACUAUGCAGGAAGUAAAGUCCAAAUUCAUGGAGGGAGUUUCAAAACACAAGCGUUCCAACAGUGAACCAGUUAAAAGAAAACUUGAGAAAGAUGAAGUGAAUAAAGCCCUCCAAGCUCCUUACAGAUUGAAAAUGGAAAUGGGAAGGUACUUUGAAACUAUGAAGAUGCACCCCACUAGUUCUGAUGUUCAAAGUUAUUUAAGUCAGGAGAUUUUGGAUCUUCGAAAACAAUUGCAGAACCAAUUUUCGGUACGCCAUGCUUUAGAGAACGCAUUGAGUUAUCGCCGGUUGUCACCUGAUGCUACAAUUGAAAACUCGCUCCCUAAGUCUACCUCGGGCCUCAUUAAGGAAAUUGCAGUGUUAGAGCAACAAGUUGUGCACUUGGAGCGCCAUCUUCUUUCUAUGUACCGAAAAACGUUUGAUCAACAAAUAUCAUCUGAAUCUAAUGUGGCUGAACGACUCAAUUCGUCUCCAUUAAUCACACGUAAAGGGGUUUCCGCAGAAGUUCCUGGACAAGAUGUUACACCAGAAAAUGACAAUGCAGUCACCAGCUCUAAUGAUCUUCUGUCUCCUCGGCAUUCAACUGGAAAUUUAUUAAAGGAAUGCAAUGACAUAUUGGACCAACAAAAACUGUUGGAUUCAAGCAUUCAUCGUUGCUAUUCCUCAUUGUCUCAGCAUUCAACUUGUUCCAUAAGAACUUCUCCUCGAACAAAAUCUCGAGCUAAAGCUGUAGACUCAUACCACUCUUUACCUUUCUCAAUGCUAGAGCAAUCUCAGAGUGCAACUACAAGUGUCUAUCCUAUGGAACAUUAUGAAACCUAUUUUUCUGAUCAUGUUCCAGAGACACCAAACAGCAUUUCUGAGGAGAUGAUUAAGUGCAUUUCGGCCAUAUAUUGUGAACUUGCAGAUCCACCUGUCAUCGAUCAUGAUGACUCUUGCUCUCCAAUCACAUCUUCAUCAACAUAUGACCUUUCUUCACACAGUCAAGGUGAAAAGUGGAGCUCAAAACGCCGAAAAAUUCCAUUUUUCCAUUCACAUUUUGAUAAGCCUUUGCAAUCUGAAGGGACAGAGGAAAUGAGUGGACCCUAUAGCAGAAUGCUAAAGGUAGAAUGGAUCUGUAGGGAUACAGAUAAGUUAGAAGAUGUUGAACUCACACUAAAAAAAUUUAGGUCACUUAUCCAUCGGUUGGAAGGAGUUGAUCUCAGAAAGAUGAAACAUGAGGAGAAGUUGGCCUUUUGGAUUAACGUGCACAAUGCGCUCGUCAUGCAUGCAUUUUUGAUAUAUGGGAUUCCACAGAAUAAUCUGAAAAGAGUUUCAAUGCCACUCAAGGCGGCUUAUAAUGUAGGAGGCCACACCAUAAGCGUAGACAUGAUACAAAGAUCCAUUCUUGGAUGCAGAUUGCCCCGUCCUGGACAAUGGCUGCGGCUGUUGUUUUCCAUGAAAACAAAAUUCAAGGUUGGAGAUGCCCGAAAAGCAUACGCAAUUGAGCAUCCUGAACCUCUUCUGCAUUUUGCACUCUGUUCAGGAAGCCAUUCCGAUCCUGUGGUUCGCAUGUACACAUCCAAGGGAGUGUUUGAGGAGCUAGAAACUGCGAAAGAGGAAUACAUCCAAUCGAACUUCCUCGUGCACAAGGAACAGAAAAUCCUUCUUCCAAAAAUUGUGGAGUCGUUUGCAAAAGAUUCAGGAUUGUGCUCCGCUGAUUUGGUAGAGAUGAUCGAGCAUUUUAUGCCUGAUUUUCAAAGAAAAAACAAUCAGAAGUUCCAACACAAAAGAAUCUGGAAGGGAAUUGAAUGGAUUCCUCACAACUUUACUUUCCGUUAUCUACUUUCAAAAGAAGUAGCUUGGUGAUCUUUCACAGUGAGUAAGCAAACGAGUUGAUUCUACGACUAGUUUCUUUGCUUUUGUGUCUUUUUCGCCAUGGAUAGCAUGAAGAGUUCAGAAUGAUUAUGAAUAUGACGCUACUCUUCCUGAAGCCAAUCGCACUUUCUCAGCAGAAUGAUGAUCAAAUGCGCUCAAGGUUGUUGAGCUUGAGAUGGCCUGACACGAAAGGUCUUAGAUUACGAAGAACAUUAGGCAAACAAGGGGGAUGGAAACUAUGAUGUAUUGUGUUCCUGUGAGCUUGAGCUUGUUUGAUCAGCGGUCUUGUUUGAGUGUCGUGCUGAUGACCCUACGUUCAUUAGUCGUCGUCUUUUAAAUUUUUUCAGUAGGACUUUUGUCUGUAUAAAGAAAGCAAAUGAGAAGGUUGCUAGCAUUAUUUUUUUUGCUUUUGUUUAAGAAGACAUGUUUGCCAAAUACUAUAUUUCCAGUUAUGGGCCGUCUUGGAUUAGAACUUAAUGUGAAGACCAUUUGGGCUAA
Molecule: messenger RNA, 2600 nt
Organism: Pyrus x bretschneideri (Chinese white pear)
Lineage: Eukaryota; Viridiplantae; Streptophyta; Magnoliopsida; Rosales; Rosaceae
Exons: 12
Coding region: 132-2093 (653 amino acids)
Source: RefSeq, a predicted model, not a curated record